This is a messenger RNA of Solanum tuberosum (potato), 1017 nucleotides long. RefSeq names its product GDSL esterase/lipase At5g55050. Gene Ontology annotation, molecular function: hydrolase activity, acting on ester bonds. NCBI's taxonomy places the organism in Eukaryota, Viridiplantae, Streptophyta, Magnoliopsida, Solanales, Solanaceae. The coding region runs from base 1 to 1017 and encodes 338 amino acids. The record is from RefSeq and is a predicted model, not a curated record. The transcript has 5 exons.
AUGUCAAGAGCACAAAAGGUGCCAGCCAUGUAUGUGUUUGGUGAUUCUUUAGUAGAUGUUGGGAAUAAUAAUUAUUUGGAGACAUUUUUCAGAGCAAAUUUUCUUUUUAAUGGAAUUGAUUUCCCUGGUGGCAAACCAACAGGAAGAUUUAACAAUGGGAAGAAUGCUGCUGACUUUAUUGCUGAAAAUGUUGGUUUACCUACACCACCACCAUAUCUUUCCGACAAGAAUGACGUCUUUCUACAGGGCGUAAGCUUUGCCUCGGGAGGAGCUGGAAUUUUAAAUAGCACCAAUGAUCAUCCUUUUAAUGGCACAAUUUACCUCUCAAAACAAGUUGGGUAUUUCUAUGAAGUGCAACAAAGGUUGAUUAAAAAGAUGGGGGAAAGUGCAGCAAAAGAGCACUUGACAAAUUCUCUAUUUGCUAUUGUUAUUGGAAGCAAUGAUUUAUUCAACUAUUUCAGCUCAAAAUCCAAAAUCCAUCUCACAAAAUCACCACAAGAGUACAUUGAUUUAAUGCUAUCCACCUUAUCGAACCAACUAAUGCAAAUACAAGGUUUGGGUGGACGUAAAUAUUUGAUUGUUGGGAUAGGACCAUUAGGGUGCACUCCAUCGCAAAGGCUUCGAAAUUCUUCGGAGGAUUGUUACGAUGAGGCUAACCAUUUGGCCACCAUUUAUAAUAAAGCUCUACAAUCAAUGUUGCUAAAAUUGAAGUCAAAUCUCAAGGAACAUUUCAACUAUUCCUACUUCAACAUCUAUGAUUUCUUGAUUGAUCUCAUCCAAAAUCCAACAACAUAUGGUUUUCUUGAGAUUAAAUCUGCUUGUUGUGGGAUAGGGAGAUUAUAUGCUGAAGGUCCUUGUAUUCCUAUUUCAACAUAUUGUCCCAACAGGAGUGAUCACAUUUUCUGGGAUGAAGUUCAUCCUACAGAGGCAACAACAAAAAUACUUGUUAAUACUCUUUUCAAUAAUACAAAACAACAUGUAACCUCAAUGAAUUUAGUCAAUUUACUUGCUUUGUAG